AUGGUGGGGACACGAAAUGGUAACGGCAGUAAUAAUAACAACUCGGGUGGAAACAACAACAAUGGGGACACAAAUCAGAACGUCGUGGCUGCCCUAGGGAAUGUGGCCCAGAUACUUCAGAAUCUUGCUGCUAAUCCACGAGGACUUCAGCCUCGAACAACCCCAGACCGUACCCACCUAUUUUCUGAAUUUAGAAAACAGAGACCUCCAACCUUUCAAGGGGCACCUGAUCCUCAUGUUGCCGAUGGAUGGAUCCAUCAGAUCAAGAAGAUGUUGGACACCAUGGGAGUUCAGCAAGGGGCUGACCAGGUGGCCUUGGCCACAUACCAACUGGAAGGGGAAGCUGACUAUUGGUGGGAGGCUACCAAGAAUACUGUGAAUCUCGCCACAAUCACAUGGACUCAAUUCGAGGAGAUCUUUUUGGAGAAGUAUUUCCCUACACCAAUUAAGGACCAGAUGGCACAGGAGUUUCUAGCACUUAGACAAGGAGCGAUAACUGUGACACAGUACAUGGCACGGUUUGAGGAGUUAUCACGACACGCAUCGAUGUAUGUCCCUAUUGAUGCUGCUAAGGCGAGGAAGUUUGAGUGGGGGUUAGAGGACCCUCUUCGGGGAAAAGUUGUUGGUAUGGAACUUCCAACCUUCUCUCGGGUGGUGAGGGCCACCUUGAUCAAUGAAAGGGAACUCAAUGACUCUCGUAGAAUUUUGAAUCAGAAGAAGAAUCGAGGCUCGAACCAAGUACUGCAUCAGAUUCAGCAGCAGAACAGAGCACCCGGAGGGGUAAAGUGCUUCCACUGCAAUCAAGAGGGACAUACGAAGCGUUACUGCCCGCAGUUAGUAGGAUCUGGGAGCUCAGGAUAUGGGGUACAACAACAGCAAUCGUAUCAGGGGAAACCAGCUGGACAAGGAAAUCAGUAUCAAGGAAACCCUAACCACCAGAAGCUAGGUUGGAACUCACAACAACAACAACAACGCCAGUUUCAGAAUCAGGGAAUGAGGAAAGGACCGGGAGGUCAGAAUCAGCCAAUUGGGGGAUGA
Molecule: messenger RNA, 1038 nt
Organism: Rhododendron vialii
Lineage: Eukaryota; Viridiplantae; Streptophyta; Magnoliopsida; Ericales; Ericaceae
Exons: 2
Coding region: 1-1038 (345 amino acids)
Molecular function (GO): nucleic acid binding; zinc ion binding
Source: RefSeq, a predicted model, not a curated record